AUGAAUCAGAUGGUGAAAGAUUAUGCUCUUAAGGCAAGGAGGGAUGUUUUUAUUCUAAAAAAUGAAUUGUUAAGGUAUAGGGUGGGUCUGAUUCCUGCUAUGCUAGCUGUUUUUCCUAAUGCUGAGCAAAGAUUUUGUUUGAGGCACAUUCAUGAGAACAUAAAAUCCAAGUGGCGUGGAGAUCUUUACAAGAAUUUGCUUUGGUCAGCCGGAAGGAAGACAUCUAUUCCAUACUUUAACAAAGCUAUGGAAGAAAUUAAGACAACAGAACGAGCUAUGUAUGACUGGCUGAAUGAGAUCCCAUUCACCGCUUGGUCAAGAGCAUAUUUUUCUAGAAGAUCUAAAUGUGAUAUGUUGUUGAACAACAUAUGUGAGGUUUUUAACAGACAAAUCGUAGGAGCAAGGGACAAGCCGAUUAUCACAUGCCUAGAAUUCAUCUGGGAGUACAUGACCAAGAGGAUAGUGAAUGUCAAGAAAUUACAAGCAAAGUGUAUGGGGCCACUGACUCCUCAUGCCACUGAGGUCUUCGAUGAGAUCAAGAAACAUGCUGUUGAAUUGUCUGUUUUAACGGUUUAUUCGGACAAGAACUGGGAUUUGACAGGGAUGCCUUGCAAACAUGCAGUUGCAGCCAUAUGGGAUAUGUCAAGGAAUAGCAUUGAUGCUGGCAUAGCAGAAGACUGGGUGGAUGAAGUGUAUUGGCUGUCAACAUGGAAGAAAGUUUAUUACAAUGUCAUAGAGCUAAUCAACGGGCCGGAGAUGUGGACUCCUUCAGAGUGUCCAACAACACUCAUCCCACCAAAGCAUCAUACACAAGUUGGAAGGCCAAAGAAGAAAAGAAAGAAGGCAUAUGGUGAAAAAGAGCUUGAGCAGGAGUUCGACAAAGGAGGUAAAAUGACCAGAAAGGGUAGUAGCAUCAAGUGUGGUAAAUGUGGGAAUAUGGGUCACAAUGUCAGGAGCUGCAAAGGACAAGGGGCUGAACAAUCCAUUGCUUCACAGGAAUCACACACUGCCACUCAAGGUGCACCAGUUUACACUCUUGAUGAGUGA
Molecule: messenger RNA, 1047 nt
Organism: Helianthus annuus (common sunflower)
Lineage: Eukaryota; Viridiplantae; Streptophyta; Magnoliopsida; Asterales; Asteraceae
Exons: 3
Coding region: 1-1047 (348 amino acids)
Molecular function (GO): zinc ion binding; nucleic acid binding
Source: RefSeq, a predicted model, not a curated record